This is a messenger RNA of Drosophila mauritiana, 2983 nucleotides long. It is a transcript of the gene alt, whose product is annotated as ribosome-binding protein 1. The record is from RefSeq and is a predicted model, not a curated record. The coding region runs from base 159 to 2783 and encodes 874 amino acids. NCBI's taxonomy places the organism in Eukaryota, Metazoa, Arthropoda, Insecta, Diptera, Drosophilidae. The transcript is spliced from 7 exons. Gene Ontology annotation, cellular component: endoplasmic reticulum membrane.
UCCAAAUUUAGGACUAUUUUGUGACUGGCGGGAUUUUUGGGAUAUGUCGCCACGGUCACUCUGUUUGCAAAUGUUUCAAUUUUCCCACUAACGAAAAAGUCAUUCGCAAAGGAGAUCCCUGAGAAAAAUCCACGGCUCAACCGGAAAGUUAUGCAAAUAUGGACUUCCACAUACUGAUCGUCAUCGGUUGUGUGGUCAGCGCCUCGCUGCUCUCGUUCCUGUUCAUCAAUAAGAUCUUCCGGCGCAAGACUUUCGAGGAGGUGGUGGCCGAGAAGCGUGCCUUGAGCGCCAAUCUCUACAAGGCGGCCGGUGGCGCCGCUACCAAGAAGCCCAAGAAGAAGGAACUUAAGCGCGAAAAGAAGCAACGUCAGCGGGAACAGCAGCGGGAUGUGAACAACGAGCCGGAACCAGAGGAAGCCGAAGACUACUCCGAUGGUCAGUCGGAGGGUCAGGGCUCCGUGGCUGGCGAGGAACCCGGUCUGUCCAAGCAGCAUGUUGAAUUUGAACCCGAUGCAGAGGUCCUCACUGAUCAGCGACGACCCAGUAGCGUGGCUGAGAAGGAGAACCAACCUUCUGGGGCUGGCAAAAAGGGAAAGAAGGAUAAGCGUAACGGAGCCAACAACAAGACAGCCGGAAUCCUGGUCAACAAGAACGAAACUGUUGCUGUUAAGCCUCCAGCUAACGCCGAGGAGACACCAACUUUGAAUAAUUUUGAAACCAAGGUCCCCAAGGAUGUGGUGGAGCUGAAGAAGCAGGAGCAAAAGGAACGCAAAGAGGACAACAACAACAAGCAGCAAAGUCAAAAGAAGAUCGCCGGAGGCAAUGUGUCCAAGAAGGAGAAGGCCGCAGCUGUCGAAACUGAGGCACCCGUAGUGACCAAGCAGAUCCUCAAACAACAACAGCAGCAGCAGAAUGGCUCACCAAAAACGCAGCACAACCAGGCCAACAACAAGACCAAGCAGCAGCAGCAAAACAAGAAACAGAAUCAUAAGGAAACCCUAUCGACUAAGGAUUUGGCUCAUGCUUUGGAUAAACUGGCCGAUCACCAGAACCAGACCAUUGGCGUUAACGCUCUGAUGAAUGUGUUUUCCCGUGCCGAGCUAAAUCGCUCAGAGAUUCAGAUACUCAUCGACUAUCUGCUAAACAAGCAACAGGAUAUGCCCUCUUCGCACUCUGAGUGGUCGGAUGACAUCUGCCAGAAACUCAAGCGCCAGCUGGAGGAGAAGGAAAAACUGCUGGCCGAGGAGCAGGAGGCCUCCAUCGGUAUUCAGGCUAAGCUGCGCGAACUGCGCCAAGAGGUUAACACAGAACGCGCCCAAAUGCAUGCCCGAAACCAGGCCUAUAUAGAUAAGUUGCAAGGCAAGGAGCAGGAGCUAGCCGCCCUCAACCAGGAGCUGUCCAGUCUGAAUGACAAGUUGACGCUUGAGCGACAGCAGCUUACGACCCUUCGAAGGGAGAAGCAAGCCAAUUCGCAGGAUCUGGUUCAGUUGCAACGUUUGCAACAGGAUCUCGCACACAAGGAAAAGUGCCUGGCGGAAAUGACCGCAUUCGUUAAUGCAGAGACCCAGCAGAAGAACGAGGUGAUUCAGCAGCAGGCUCAGCAGCUGCAAGCCCUGGAGCUGCAACGCGAAGAGCUGGAAGCGCGCCAGAACAACAGCAUCUUUGAGCUGGAGCAGCGCAAGCAGCUGGAGGCGGAGAACGCCGACCUCAAGCAGGAGCUGAGCUCUGUUCAACAGACUCAGUCGGAGCUACAGCGCGUCCACGCCGCCGAGUUGCAGGAGCUGCGACAGAACUUGUCCGUCCUGGAGGCCCGCAACGUUGCGCUCAGCCAACAGCUCACCCAAGCCGCCAACAGCGCGGUUCAGGCCACCGCCGCCCAGUCGGAGCAGGCCCAGGUUCAGACCGAAGCGCUGGCCCAGAAGCAGCAGGAGCUGAGUGCUCUUCGCUCGCAGGUUGGCUCGCUGACGGAUGCCCAGGCCCAGCAGCAGAAGCAAGCCAACGCUCUGCAGUCGCAGCUCCAGGAGGCUCAGCAGCGGGCCGAUCAGCUGCAGGCCAAGGAGCAACAUCUGCAACAGGAGCUCCAGGAGCAGCGGGAGAAAAACAAUGACGUGCGUAUGAAAAAUUGGAAGUUGAUUGAAGCGUUGCAAAAUGCCGAAGCAUUAACAGCUAAGACGAAAACAAAUUCAGCGCAGUCCGUAGGCCAACAACACAAAGAGCUGCAGCUGCAGCAACAGAAGGCAGUGGCCGCCAAUGGAGGUGGUAGUGCCAGUUCAGCCAAGAGCGAGCAGCAGAGGAUCCGGGAUCUCUACCAGCGCCUUUAUCCCGACGCUGUUAAAGCGCAGUCGGGAAAUGCCCUGCAAGCAUCCUUUGACCAGUGGCUGGAACAGGUCCUGGCCACCCAUGUCAAGCAGCAGCAGGAUAAGCUGCGGCAGAAGCUCGAUGCGGAGAAGUCCGAGAAGCAGAGCAGCAGUAGUCAUAAGUCCACACAAUCAAACAACAGUAGCAGUAGCAACCACAAUAGCACCCACAACAAUAUUAGUAGCAAUAAUAGUAGUUCGAAUAGCCAAUCCUCCUCCGCCGUCGAGCAGCAGGAGCUGCACAAACAGAACCUGCAGCUGCGGGAGUGCAACGACAAGCUCACCCAGCUGGUCACCAAGACGACCAACACAUUGAUGGACUUGGAAGACCGUGCUCGUGAGCAGGACGAGCACUGGCGUGGCAUCGUCGAGCAGAAGGAGCAGCUGAUCCUUACCCUGCAGCAGCAUGCCUCAAACGGAGAAUAGGACAUUUAAUGUCGAAAAAGAUGCGGAAAGGGAAGGAGGCCAACAACGACGAUAAACUGACAAGCAACCGCAGAGUUUGUCCAACUUCCAUAAGAACAGCAACAGUAAAAAAGAAUCAACUCUAAAAAUCUAUUAAGUUUAAAGUUAAUGUAACAAAAAAAAAAGGCGAGGAAAAAGUAAACUUAAAGCAUGCCCCACAA